ACCGCAUCUUGCAACAUCACGGGCACAUAUCUUCCACACCAAUAUCCUAGAUCUGCAAACUUGCCAAUUGCACUCUGCCUGCACAAUUGUGAAGUCUCAAGAGCUGGAACACAAGACACCAUCCCGCCAUUCGCGCGUGGUUGAUAAGAGCCAGGACCGGGAGCGAUAGCGGAGCCCCAGACCCCAAGCCCUACUCCACACCAAAAAAACAUCAACAUGGUCUCCCAACUCGAGCAAGAAAUAGAGCACGCAGAGUCGGGCUCCGGCCGCGUCGCAAAAGACCUCUUUGCGGGUGCCGUCGGCGGCGUCGCCCAAGUGCUGCUGGGCCAGCCCUUCGACAUUGUCAAAGUGCGUCUGCAGACCACUUCCCAGUACUCGGGCGCCCUGCACGCGGCAACCAGCAUCUACAAGUCCGAGGGCGCGCUGGCGUUCUACAAGGGCACGCUGACCCCGCUGAUUGGCAUCGGCGCGUGCGUGUCUGUGCAAUUCGGUGGCUUCAACGCCGCGCGCCGGUACUUCGAGGGCCAGAAUGCUGCGAAGACAGGUAGUCCUGCGCUGUCGUACACCCAGUACUAUGCGGCAGGUGCUUUUGCGGGCGUCGCCAACACCGCGCUCUCCUCGCCCAUCGAGCACAUCCGCAUCCGGCUGCAGACGCAGCCCAGCGGGUCCGCACGCCUGUACACCGGACCGCUGGACUGCGUGCGCAAACUCGCCGCGCACCAGGGCGUACUCGGCGGCGUGUACCGCGGCACCGCCGUCACCUUCCUGCGCGAAGCCCAGGCCUACGGGAUGUGGUUCACGACGUUCGAGUACCUGAUGAACGCGGACGCGGCGCGCAACGGGGUCAAGCGCGAGGACAUUUCGACGCUGAAGGUCGCCGCGUACGGCGGGCUGGCGGGCGAGAUGCUGUGGAUUAGUAGUUAUCCGUUUGACGUGGUCAAGAGCAAGAUGCAGAGUGAUGGGUUCGGGGGCGCGCAGAAGUAUAAGAGUAUGCGGGAUUGCUUUGCGAAGGUGUGGGCGGCGGAGGGGGCAAGGGGGUUUUGGAAAGGCAUUGGGCCGACGCUGUUGAGGGCUAUGCCGGUCAGUGCGGGGACGUUUGCUACGGUUGAGGUUACGAUGCGUAUGAUCAGUUAGAGAGGGGUGGAUUGGCUGUGGAUGUGAGGUGGGCUGAAAGUUGUUGUAAGGGAGCGAGUCUUGAGGGCGGACCUGGAGAAGAGCAGGGACUGGGAUUGGAUUGGAUUGAUUGAACUAGAUCAUCGGAAUGAAUAGACGGACGGAACUGGAUGAAGAGACUGAGGGAACAGGACCAAGAGGAUAUACAUGAAUAGACGGGAUUAAAAGAAGACAAUCAAACGGACGACACAGCAAGUCCGGUUCGACUUUUUCCUCUCAUCCCAAACACAUCACACUUCCAGUCCACAUGAGUCUACAAUCCCAGCCCGUCCUAUUCCCAGCCCCGGUCCUACACCCCGGUCUCUUGGCUUGGGGGAGACGACGGGUCUUCUGAGCCCCCACCCACCCC
This is a messenger RNA of Boeremia exigua, 1522 nucleotides long. RefSeq names its product mitochondrial carnitine/acylcarnitine carrier protein. The record is from RefSeq and is a predicted model, not a curated record. Lineage: Eukaryota; Fungi; Ascomycota; Dothideomycetes; Pleosporales; Didymellaceae. The transcript has a single exon. Bases 217 to 1134 code for a protein of 305 amino acids. Gene Ontology annotation, molecular function: L-ornithine transmembrane transporter activity. Gene Ontology annotation, biological process: mitochondrial L-ornithine transmembrane transport.